Molecule: messenger RNA, 1902 nt
Organism: Chlamydomonas reinhardtii
Lineage: Eukaryota; Viridiplantae; Chlorophyta; Chlorophyceae; Chlamydomonadales; Chlamydomonadaceae
Exons: 2
Coding region: 58-411 (117 amino acids)
Source: RefSeq, a predicted model, not a curated record
GCAGUCGAGGGUUAGCGACACCGCGAACGACGUUGGGUUCCUCUCGGGACCAAGUGCAUGCGCUACUCCCUUGCUGCUAAGUACCUGAGCGGGCGCGGCGACCGGCGUGACCCGCAAAGCGGUAGCCGAUUAGCGUCCGUUCGCCAGCAGGAAGAGGGCUCCCGUCCCGGAGCCAAAGGCUCGGCUGCCGCGUCUCAAAGAGACAGCAGGGGCGACACGCCCGACCCGGGAGCUCUAGCUUCGCGCAAGCGUGAGGCAGGCAGCGUGCAGCAGGCUGCGCAGCAGCCCAGCGCAAAGCGCACACGCGUGCCAGAUCCCCCGCCGCACUACGCCGGCAAGCCCGACGAACUCGGGCGCACUUGUGAUCCCUCGCCCAAAGGGCAGGACAAGCAGGCGAAGCCCCCGGGUUGAGCACGUGAAGACAGCGGCCAGGCCCGCAGCUUGCGAGGCUUCGGUCCGCAACGCCUGAGCACGCGCGGCGGCGGCUACGAGAGCCGCGGCCGCACCAGCUACCAGCCCGCCGGCAGCCGCGAGCAGCAGCGUGAGCAGCUACGGUGGGAAGUGCGUAGCGGGAGGCGGGUGGCGGGAGUCACAGCAGACCACACCUGCCGGAGCAGGCAACAACUCUAGCACCGCUGCGGAUUCGACCGCCAGCACCGGCACCAGCUCAGCACCCACGUGCUGCGAUACUGGCGUGCUCAAGGCAGGCGGCGUUGACGCAAGUCCCAGCGAGUGCUACGCUCGUGAAGACAGCGGCCAGGUCCGCAGCCCGCAAGGCUUCGGUCCGCAACGCCCGAGCGCACGCGGCUGCGGCUACGAGAGCCGCGGCCGCACCAGCCACCAGCUGACCGGCAGUCGCGAGCAGCAACGUGAGCCGUUACGGUGGGAGGUGCGUGACGACAGGCGGGAGUCAGAGCAGGCGCUCGACCGUGUCAGGCACGUUGAGCGGGAGGUAGAGGACCAGCGUGAGCUCCGCCGGCAGGCGGAACGCAAAGCGUGCUGCUGCCGACGAGAAGGUCAAGCAGCUUGAGCUUGACCUGGCAUCGGUACGCAGUGAGCUCACGCGGCAGCAGGCUCGCAGCCAGGUCCUUGGGAAGUUGCCUUCUCGUGCACGUGCAAGAGCAGCAGCGUGCAGAGCGGGCGCGCAGUGCCAGCCUGUCGUCAACGCAGUCCAGUGAGGAGUCGGACGGCGGCAGUAGCAGUGUUCCCAGCGACGUGCAGGCGGCGACAGAGGGAGCAUACACGGACGACCUCAUCCCUCAGUGCGGCACCGCUGAAGAGGUCUUCCGUUACGUGGAGAGCCAGUCCUGCGGGUGGCUCCACCCCACGCAGGUCUACAGGCAGCCCUCCCGAAUCCUCCGCUUCCAGCCAAGGCGCAACGAGGACGAGGCCUUCUGGCGUCGAGUCGACUACCUGCUGGCAUUCAACGCAACCCGCUGACGGAUAAGCGCGACCUGCAUCCGUCGGCGCCGCGCACGGCUGCUCGAUCUCUAGACCCAGCGCGACACUGACCUCCUGCACCAGCGCGACCGUGGGCGCAGCGUCAAGAAGUCCGGCGGCGUCAAGCGCCGCUACCGAGGCGUCAAGCAGCAUCGCUAGCCGCCAAGCGGCGCACCCAAGCCCAACAGGCUGUUAGUGCUCAGGCAAAGCCUAGCGUAGGGUGCAGUUUGAGGCGUGAGAUCCAGGCGGCUGUUGAGGAGUGUUGCUUCGGCGGGUAGUGCCAGCACGGCCAAGCGCGGUCAAAGACCGCUAGCCAGACCUAGCUGCCAUACCAAGUCAACAUGCAUUACGACUGUUACAUUGAGCCGCCGACACCUGUGUGAGCGCUGCGGUCACUGCUGUCUCGAGCGUGCGCCGUCAAGACUUCACAACGGCGCGCGCAAGCUGUAAGAUCUGGCGAGU